This is a messenger RNA of Auxenochlorella protothecoides, 846 nucleotides long. Its product is annotated as Malonyl-CoA decarboxylase, mitochondrial. Bases 1 to 846 code for a protein of 281 amino acids. NCBI's taxonomy places the organism in Eukaryota, Viridiplantae, Chlorophyta, Trebouxiophyceae, Chlorellales, Chlorellaceae. Gene Ontology annotation, molecular function: malonyl-CoA decarboxylase activity. Gene Ontology annotation, biological process: malonyl-CoA catabolic process; fatty acid biosynthetic process; positive regulation of fatty acid oxidation. Gene Ontology annotation, cellular component: peroxisomal matrix; mitochondrial matrix. The record is from RefSeq and is a predicted model, not a curated record. The transcript is spliced from 4 exons.
AUGCUGGACCUGCGCCGCCUGACCUGGGAGGCCACGCCGGCCGCCGUUUUGGAGAGGGUGAAGGACGCCGAGGCGGUGCACCGUAUGGCGGGCUGGGGCGACCUGCGCGACCGCCUGGGGCCGCGGCGGCGCGUCUUUGCCCUCACACAUGCAGCCAUGCCGGGGGAGCCGCUGGUGGUGCUGCACGCCGCGCUCAUGACCCAUGCCCCCGAGGCCAUGCCCGAGAUCAUCAACCAGCCGCAGGCCCACCUGCCGCCCUGUGACCCCACCACCGCGGUCUUCUACUCCAUCUCCAACACCCAGCCGGGGCUGGCGCGGGUGGAGUUGGGGCAUUUCCUGAUUAAAAAGGUGGCCACGGAGCUGCUGAAGGAGUUCGACCUGCAGACGCUCGUCACGUUGUCGCCGCUGCCUGGGUUUGCCGCCUGGGUCAACCAUCGGCUGCUGGUCCAGGCCCGGGAGCGCAGCGGUACGCCCGAGGGCGACCUCGCCGAGCGGCUGCUGGUGCACCUGGAGAACGACGCCUGGCUUUCCUGCCACGAGGCCGAGGCCGUGGUACGGCCCUGGCUCAUGCGUGCGGCCGCCGUCUACCUCCUUUGGGAGAAGCGCAGGGGUCUGGCGCUGGACCCCGUGGCAGCGUUCCACCUGAAGAAUGGCGCGACGUGCUGGCGCCUGAACUGGCGCGCCGACGUCAGCGGGCCCGGCCUGGAGCGCAGCCACGGCAUCAUGGUCAACUACAUGUACGAUCUGGGCUCGCUGGAGGCCAACAACCGGGUAUACGUGGUGCAGGGCAAGGUAGCCGCCUCGGAGGAGGUCCUGCGGCUGCUGGACAAGGAUGAGGCAUCAUAG